GCCGAGGAAACACAGGGUGCAAGCCUGUUUGAGGGUCAGAAAACAGGCGGAGAAAAGAGAAAGAGAAAACGAAACAUGGAUCCCAGUGAUGUUGAUGGAUAUACCGGACCGUGGGCACGUUUUGAGGACGAGGUGGAAGUAUCUCGGCCGGAUCCCGAAUUAGCGAAGGAACUCGAAGAGAUCGUGAAAAAACGCCAGAAGAAUAGUCGAGCUGGCCGCAAAGCGGCGGCACAACUGCAGGAUGUCAUCGCGGACGAAUCUUCAACGCUACACCUGAAAGAAGCGGAAGAUUACAUGGGGCGAUCGUUCAUGCACGCGCCGCAGUAUAUUGGCGUGAACUUACGUGAAGAUCACGUGCCGGAGCGUUGUUUUAUACCGAAGAAACACAUGCACUCUUAUCGUGGACACAAUAAGGGCAUAAACUGUUUACGGUGGUUCCCAAGAAGCGCGCAUUUGUUCCUCAGUGCUGCGAUGGAUAACAAGAUCAAAUUAUGGGAAGUUUAUGGGAAGCGAAAUGUGGUGAGGACUUAUGCCGGUCAUAAAAUGUCCGUUAAAGAUGUUUGCUUCAACAAUGAUGGCACGGAAUUCUUGUCGGCAUCUUUCGACAGAUACAUAAAGUUAUGGGAUACCGAAACAGGACAAGUCAAGCAGCGUUUUCACACAGGGCACAUACCCUUCUGCGUCAAAUUCAAUCCUGACGAAGACAAGCAGAAUAUGUUUCUUUCCGGGAUGCAGAAUAAGAAGAUUUUACAGUGGGAUACGCGCUCCGGUGAGAUUGUUCAGGAAUAUGACCGCCAUUUGGGUAUUGUCAAUUCAAUCACCUUCUUUGACAAAAAUCGGCGGUUCUGCUCAACUUCUGAUGACAAAUCUAUACGAAUCUGGGAAUGGUUAGUAUUUUACAAAAAUGCUAUAAAGUGCUCUUAUUAG
Messenger RNA from Gongylonema pulchrum, 927 nucleotides. The record is from the annotation of a GenBank genome assembly. Lineage: Eukaryota; Metazoa; Nematoda; Chromadorea; Rhabditida; Gongylonematidae.